Messenger RNA from Eimeria tenella, 1095 nucleotides. RefSeq lists its product as uncharacterized. The record is from RefSeq and is a predicted model, not a curated record. Bases 1 to 1095 code for a protein of 364 amino acids. The transcript has 6 exons. Lineage: Eukaryota; Apicomplexa; Conoidasida; Eucoccidiorida; Eimeriidae.
AUGAGGAGGAUAGUGUUUGCCGUGGGUGCAGCGCUUGCUGUCAAGCGGGCGGAAGCUGAUCUUCCCAUUCACUCCGACGUUGUCGGGACUUGGCGGUUUGUUUUAGGGGCAGAGGAGGCGGACGAGCCGCUGUCGUGCGGGGGCGGCGCCCCGAACAUGAACAUGGAAAACUUGGACCCGGGCAUGGAAAACUACUACUCGUGGAUCACGAAAAGCGGAAAGGGGCUGACCAGCCGGCUCGUCUUGACGGACCAGCGGGCAACUCGCUCGCAGACCCACACGCGGAAGCACUGGAGCUACUUAGUGGUGACGCUGCCCAACAGUGGCCUGCAGAUCGGCACUUGGACAAUGGUUUAUGACGAGGGCUUCGAACUGCGCAUCGGCAAGAAGCGUUUCUUCGGCCUGAUGAAGUACAGCAAGGCGGGGGGCAAGGAGUGCAGCAGGCGGGUGAACGGGGACUCCGAGGACCCUUUUGGCAACACAAAGUGCUACGCCACGGACCCUUCGAAGUUGCAAAUGGGGUGGACUGUAAAGGUGAUUCAAAAUGGUUUCAAGUCCCUCAAAAAGCUGCCAGAAAGUCCGCUGCCGCCCCAGGAAACCCGCGCUGCAGCAGAGGCCCCCUUCAAGUGGGGCUGCUUCUACGCAGAAAAAGAAAUGCCCACCAACACGGAGAACUCCUUCGUAAUGGCCGGCCACGGCUACGGGCUUCCGGCGCUGCCAGCCGCGGGAGCUGCUGCUGCAGCGGGCCAAAAUUCCAACUCAAGAAAAGCUUUGCUGCAACAAAGCCCCACAGGCUCCUGGACCGCCAGCCACAGCCAGUUCGCCCACACGCCCCCCAGCGAACUCGCCAUGUACAAGAGCCACAUGGGCUAUCAGAAGUUCCACAGGGCAGUGGCUUACGCGUUGCCCGCGUUCGCCCAGACGGGCCAAACGCCCAGUUUCGGUGAAGACCCAAAUCUUUUCUUUUCAGUUUCCCCCAAUAUUCAACUUUUCACAACUGCAGCCGCGGCUCUGCAGGACAAGCCCUACGCGUGCGAGUUGCCCGUCAUGCUGCACGCUGAGGAGGCUGCAGCGCCCCUCCCGGCCGAGUGGUAA